This is a messenger RNA of Naegleria gruberi, 1106 nucleotides long. RefSeq lists its product as uncharacterized. Gene Ontology annotation, molecular function: protein serine/threonine phosphatase activity. Gene Ontology annotation, biological process: peptidyl-serine dephosphorylation. Gene Ontology annotation, cellular component: FAR/SIP/STRIPAK complex. NCBI's taxonomy places the organism in Eukaryota, Heterolobosea, Eutetramitea, Acrasida, Naegleriidae. The transcript has 2 exons. Bases 1 to 1023 code for a protein of 340 amino acids. The record is from RefSeq and is a predicted model, not a curated record.
AUGUCAUCAGUUGUGGACGUUAAUAGAUGUAUCGAAAAGCUCGAAGCAGGUCGUCUUUUAUCAGAAUUUGAAGUAAAAUUCAUCUGUGAAAAAGUCAAGGAAAUUCUCAUCGAUGAAGCCAACGUUCAACGAGUGAAAUCUCCGGUCAGUGUUGUUGGUAAUAUUCAUGGACAAUUCUUGGAUCUGAAGGAAAUGUUUAGAGUGGGAGGUAAAAUUCCAGAUACCAAUUAUUUAUUCCUGGGUGAUUAUGUGAAUAGAGGAACACAAUCGGUGGAAACUAUUUCUCUAUUGACUUGUUAUAAAUUGAGGUAUCCGGAGAGGAUUACAUUGUUGAGAGGAAAUCACGAAUCAAGACCAAUUACACAAGUUUACGGAUUUUAUCAAGAAUGUAUUCUAAAAUAUGGUAAUGCCAAUGUUUGGAAAUAUUUCACUGACAUGUUUGAUUAUUUGACAAUUUGUGCAUUAAUUGAUGAUUCAAUUUUCUGUGUUCAUGGAGGAUUGAGUCCUUCUAUUGCAACACUUGAUCAAAUCAGAGUUCUUGAAAGAUUUAAAGAUGUUCCAUCUGAGGGACCAAUUUCAGAUCUUUUAUGGUCUGAUCCAAGUCAAGAUGAUGAAGAUAAAAGAGAUGGAAAUGUUGGAGAUUUCAAAUUAAAUUUACGUGGUAUUGGAUUUGUCUAUUCAAAGAAAUUUGCCAAUGAAUUUUGUGCUACCAAUAAGAUUAGUCACAUUGUUCGUUCACAUCAAUUAUGUAUGGAUGGAUAUCAGGUUUUAUGGGACGAUAAAUUGUCAACCAUUUGGUCAGCUCCUAAUUAUUGUAAUAGAUGUGGAAAUGUUGCAGCAAUUUUGGAAGUGAACAGAAAUUUGGAUAAAUUUUACAACACCUUUUAUGCAGCACCUAGAAAGACACUGAAAAAGCAACGUUUGGAUGCUAUCAAGGAUGAAUCUCAUUUCAUGAAUAGUAACGUUACCAAUGUUGGUCAAAACGUAAAGGCAUUACAACAAAUCAAUGUAGAUUAUUUCUAAUAUGUGAAGAUUCAAUCACUGUAAUACUAUCACUUAUUGUACUUUUAAAUCAUUUCCUAGUAAAAGCAAUUACCAUUUACAUU